Molecule: messenger RNA, 1048 nt
Organism: Drosophila bipectinata
Lineage: Eukaryota; Metazoa; Arthropoda; Insecta; Diptera; Drosophilidae
Gene: Phae1
Product: Phaedra 1
Biological process (GO): proteolysis
Molecular function (GO): serine-type endopeptidase activity
Source: RefSeq, a predicted model, not a curated record
UAGCAGUUCCUUUGGGUAUCUCCGCUCGCGAGCUUAAUCUAAAAUUAUAAUAAGCGCUUAUCUGAAGAACACGGGCGUUAAUUGGAAGUCCUUAUCUUCUAGCGAAUUUGGUAUCGCGAAUUAAUUUAAACGGCCACCAAAUAACGGUCAAUGUAAGCAGUUCUCAGAAAACUAUGAUUGCGAACGGACAGCAAACAAAGUCGAACCAUCGCCCGUUGGCCAGUGUCGUGCUUCUGGUCCUGGGUCUUUGCCAGGCCACUGCCGGAGUAGGUAUCGCGCAGCCGAAUGGAAGAGUGGUGGGUGGAACGGCAGCCGCUGCCAACAGUGCUCCCUAUGCGGUCUCCAUGCAGUAUGAAGCAACUCACUACUGUGCCGGCAGCAUCCUGAAUGCCAACUGGGUGGUAACGGCUGCCCACUGUCUGAUGAACAGCGCUCAGGUCCUGGGAAGUACCCUGGUGGCCGGCAGCAUUGCAGUGGCGGGAACUGCCAGUACCACGCAGACCCGGAGCAUCACCUACUUUGUGGUCAACGAUUUGUACACUGGUGGAACCGUGCCGUACGACAUCGGUCUCGUCUACACUCCCACCGCCUUCGUUUGGACUGCGGCUGUGGCCCCCGUGACGCUGCCGUCUUCAGGUGUGGUGCCGACUGGAACAGCCACUCUAUAUGGAUGGGGAAGCACCAGCACAACAAAUACCGCCUCCUAUCCCGCGACCCUUCAGGUGGCCUCCAACCUGCCCAUUAUCAGUUUGACUUCCUGUGAGGCAGCUUUGGGCACCAAGGGUAGUGACGUCCACUCGACUAAUUUAUGCACGGGUCCCCUAACCGGAGGCGUCAGCAUCUGCACAUCCGACUCUGGAGGUCCUCUGGUGCAGAAUAACGUCCUUAUCGGCAUAGUGUCCUGGGGUAAACUUCCGUGCGGACAAGCCAACUCUCCGUCGGUUUAUGUACAAGUAUCAUCCUUUAUUUCGUGGAUUUCGAGCAACCAAGUGGCUCCAUAAAUAACACGAAUUUAAUUUUUUAUUAUCAAUAAAAGCAGCAAAGUGUA